UUCGGAGAGAUGAACAAUGCGCACGCAGUUUCCAAAGCUACUUCUUCAUCAUUUUCGAACCGGCGUUAACCUAAACGUAACAGUUAUCACGAAAAAUGCGGUAUGUAGCGGGUUAUUGUUGUCGUUUCGGGUUUGUUUUUCGCGGAUGGUGUUUUAUACAAGUUUCUAAUUUGAUUGCAUGUUCGGAUAUUCAUUUACUCUGAUAAUUAUUUCCGGAGCAGAAAAUGUAGAAAAUCAACAAAACAGAAAAAAAUAACAACUAGGAGCGUAUUACGUAUGUUUAAACGUAGUAUACACGGCGAGCGUGCUGGAAUAAAAGGGAGAAUUGGCGAAGCAAAAAUUUCGCAACAAAAACGCAUCCUCGUUGGAAGUUAUUUUGCGUUCAUGUUAGACGAUGAUGGAUUAACGUUAUCGCCGGAAAAAGUGAAAUAGCUUAUCUGGGAGGAAAGUAUCGGGCGCAAGAUGGUUUUUACGAACGUGAUCGAGGAAUGCGUUUGAUGCGUGACCUAAUGAAUCGAAGACAGUCCGAAGGUCCGAUUGCCAUGAGCAGCAAUAAUCGAAAUGCUCUACAAGAUUUAGAAGAAAUUUCUAUUGUUUCUUCUAACGCAACGCCGUCGCAGGUUAUUUACGGUUCAGGUCCGCAAGCCGCAAAUGGGCCCAGAGUUGUACCAGGAACGAUUACCACCGGAGGUCGAAUAGGAGAGAGACGGAGUAUAUCGGGAACGAGGUUGAAUAUGGGGAGUCCUGGUGGUUAUAUGCCCGGAGGAGGAACAUCUUUUAAAGCAAGUAUGGAAUCUCUAAAACCCACCGACAAAGGUUUAAGUUCUGUUUCAAAGCAAAGUUUGUUGGAUAUGGUAAGCUCUCGGAUAAACGUUCAUCGAAAUAAAGCUCCGCAGAGAUUUCUUUCGAGAGAAUCAUUAGCAACGGGUUAUGGAAUGAAUCGCACAGUUACCAAUUCAGAGCUUGAUAUAAAUAGAAGUUACAAAAGUACUCCUCGACGUAGAAGUCAAGACAGAAAAAUAGCGACAAGAGUGAAACCACAAUCGAGCGGGAAUAAUUUAAAUUCAGCUCCGUCCGCUGCCAGUAUGGAUUAUAGCGAAAAAUGUUCAAAAAAAUCAGAUAGCAAAUCCAGAGGAUCGUUCGGUAUCCGAUGGACGUUCGUUUUCGAUCCAGCCGGACGAAUUAGCUACUAUUGGCACAUGGUAGUUUCGCUAGCCUUCCUUUAUAAUUUAUGGGUUAUUAUAUUUCGAUUCGCAUUCGCCGAAAUAAACCGUGACACGCUACUAUUUUGGUUCUGUUUCGAUUACCUAUCGGACUUCGUAUACGUGUUAGAUAUUCUAAUAAGCUUUCGCAUUGGUUACCAGGAUGACGGAGUUUUGCAAACGGAUACUGUAAAACUUCGGAAUCAUUACAUGAAUUCGACGAAUUUUUACGUCGAUUGCUUGUGCCUGUUACCUUUAGAUUUUCUAUAUUUGUCAAUCGGUUUUAAUUCCGUUUUACGAUUAUUUCGUUUAGUUAAAGUUUAUCGAUUUUGGAUGUUCAUGGAUAGGACUGAAAGGCACACGAAUUAUCCUAAUUUAUUUCGCGCGUUAAACCUGUUACAUUAUUUACUAGUGACGUUUCAUUGGAAUGGUUGUCUUUAUCAUAUAAUUUAUAAAAAUAAUAAUUUCGGUAGUCGUAAUUGGGUGUACAGUGAUGUCGAAUCGAACGAUAUUUUAAAACAGUAUUUGCAAAGUUAUUAUUGGUGUACGUUGGCUUUAACGACGAUCGGUGAUUUACCUAAACCGCGUAGUAAUUUCGAAUACGGUUUUGUGAUAAUGCAAUUAUUAUUCGGAUUAUUGUUGUUCGCGACUGUAUUAGGCCACGUGGCCAGCAUCGUAGUCAGUGUCAGCGCUUCCAAGAAGGAAUUUCAAGCUAAACUCGAUGGAGUAAAAACGUACAUGCGGAUGCGCCGGGUACCAGCUCAUUUACAAACCAAAGUGAUAAGAUGGUUUGAUUAUCUUUGGCUCACGCAGAAGUGUUCCGAUGAAGAAAAAGCAAUUAGUUGUUUACCAGAUAAACUAAAAGCUGAAAUAGCCAUAAACGUACACCUGGAUACUUUGAAACGAGUAGAAAUAUUCCAAAACACAGAGGCCGGAUUUCUUUGUGAAUUAGUGCUCAAAUUACGACCAGUUCUUUUUUCACCCGGUGAUUAUAUCUGCAGGAAAGGUGAAGUUGGAAAAGAAAUGUAUAUAGUUAGCAGAGGACGAUUACAAGUAGUUGCAGACGACGGUAAAACCGUAUUAGCGACUUUACGAGCGGGUUCGUAUUUUGGCGAAAUCAGCAUAUUGAACAUGGGAACGGCGGGGAACAGAAGAACGGCGUCUGUUCGCUCGGUCGGUUAUAGCGACUUAUUUGUGCUGUCAAAAAAAGAUAUGUGGGAUGUGCUAAAGGAAUAUCCGGCGGCUAGAGUUAGACUGGAGGCAAUUGCUACCAAAAGACUAGAAAAAUAUAGAACAGAUCCGGAUCCGUUGGAUGUACAAGGUCUUUUCGGAAGAAGAUGUAAAUCGACGCCGGGUAUAAUCGAAAGUCACGAAAAAGUGUCGCUAGAAGACAUGUGGAUAUCGCCGUUUACCGAUAAUUUAACUCAUCGUAAUAUUAGAUUAGAACCUCAUUUUCACCAAGUGCCAUCGUCUACUCCGAUUCCAAGUCCUAGUUACAGAGUAAACAAACCUUCUACCCUCGGAUCUCCUUUAUCGAUUAGGUCAAGUGGUCAUUCAUCUGAGCAAGAACAAACUCAUGCAUAUUCGGAUAGAAAUCGUCUCGCUAUUCCGCAAACUUUACCUACAAUUAGUCAAACCGUAUCCGAUAACGAUGCCAAUGACCUCAACGAAGUCGUCGUGCUGAAAGCUGAAAUUACUCGACUUCAAGAACAACUCAAAGAUGUCGAAAAACAGAAUAAAUUCUUGAAUGAAAAAUUAACGCAGCAGCAGUGGGACAUGGAUCACAGAUUGGCUGAAAUCGAGAUGCAAAUUUGCAGGGAUACCAGCAGCGUUGGGAGUAGUAUUGAUGAAAACGAACGCAACAGAGAGUCGGUUAUUUAACAGUUAAUGUUUUACUGGAAACAUCUACGCUUUCAUUAUCGAUGGAAGUUGUUCUAUCAAUGCAUGACGAAUAAUUUAUCGAAUUGCGGGGUCGAAGAUAGAAGUGAUGUACGAUUAUCGAAAUAUAUUUCGAUAUAAGAGCCUGUCACCGCCAUUGUUGAUCUGGUAUCCUUUUAAAAAGGAUUUACCUACCUGAAAAAUUUGUACAUAAUACGAUUAUAAUUGGGUUUUCCUCCUUUACAAAUCAGUUGAUUAUUUUAUAGAGUUUAAAUUUAAACUGAGAUUGUGUUAAAAAAUGUUAUUUUUAAACUUUAAGAAUACCUAUAUAAAAAUUGUGCUUUUUGUUUUGACAUACCAGAAAACUCAUUACGAACAAUGACUCAUAGACGUUACAAUUCAAACGACUCUAUUACCUCAUUAUUGAAAAUUUGAAGACCAAAGAAUUUUCACAAUUGAUAUUUCGAGUCGUUCGAUAUGAGUACUUUGAUUUAUAGUUUAUUACAAAUAGCGAAUUCUUUUUAGUUUAUAUUGUGUUUAAAUUCUAAAAAAAAAAAAAUCAUGUGAUAAUAAAUUUUUAAACGUUUAAUUGAAGUGUACCAAGGAAAAAAAAUCGUCAAUGAUGAAUUUUUCGAUUUUUAUACAGUAGCCAGUCGGGCUGACCUUUUUCUCGUUUACAAUGGGACCAACGAUACCGCAUUCAAAAUUAAUUUUUCCUAUAUUCGAUUUCUUAUCGAACGAGUAGUCGUCGUUGAUUUUAAUUUAUACAUUUAAAUAAGUACGAUAUUUAGGCUCUUAUCCUCGAUGGCGUGAAAUUCGCCAACUGCUCGAAAUUUUCCACGUCGAAUCCCAAUUCGAAAUCAUCUCCUGCCCCCUUGGAAAUUCGCUGCUAAUUUAUAAAAUGAGACUGCGGCGAAAAUUUAUUCAAAUUCUAACGCGACCGUAGUUUCACUUUAAAUUGCGUCUGGAUAGUAUUUUCUGAUACAAAGGGACAACAAGUAAAUAUCGCGGUGACCUGUUUUUACGAUUUAUGCUAAUUCGCGUUACAUUUUAAGAGCACUUGCAGUUCUAUAACUUAGAAUCGAGUUGAUUAUUACCAUUUGGGUAACUUUAAUAUUCAUAGUUUGUGUUUCCAUUUUAAUAGUGAUUACUUAUUUAACUAAGUAAAUGAGCGAAACGUUCUCGUUGGCCCGAAUUCCUGAUUAUUCCAAACGGUAUUGGAAAAAUAUCCGCUCUCGGAUUUUUUAAAAAAUUACGAUGCGAUUUACUUACGUGAGUUCUCUUUACAUUUAGGAAAAAGGUAAUUGCUUUCAACAAGAAGAACUAACAAUUCGACGACCAAGAAUAUCGAAAUAUAUUUAAAAAUUAAUUUUGAACCGACUCUCGACGUGAUUUUGAAUAAAUCUGUACCUAGAACUAUGUAGAUACUUUGGUAUUAUUUUAUAACCGAUGUAUUUCAACGACAUGAAAAUCUUUUACCAACAAUCUAACACUUCAUAUUUAAUCAAAAAAGAUUGUGUAUUACUUAGACGAAGUAAUUAUUACGUUUUAAUUUUUCUUGCCUAUAUUGUAAUCAUCAGUAACUAUUUAUAAAAGCUAUCGAACUAUAAAUGUCUUAUGAUUUACGUACAUUCUUUUGAAAAAAAAAAAUCUUUAAAAAAGUUUAUUUAAAUUUUACAAAUUUGUUUAUUAAUAUGUAGCGUUUUUACAUUUUUAUAAUUAUUGUAAAUAAAUUUGUUAUUUCUUA
This is a messenger RNA of Planococcus citri (citrus mealybug), 4827 nucleotides long. Its product is annotated as cyclic nucleotide-gated cation channel alpha-3. The coding region runs from base 489 to 3083 and encodes 864 amino acids. Gene Ontology annotation, molecular function: protein-containing complex binding; cGMP binding; intracellularly cAMP-activated cation channel activity. Lineage: Eukaryota; Metazoa; Arthropoda; Insecta; Hemiptera; Pseudococcidae. Gene Ontology annotation, biological process: monoatomic cation transmembrane transport. Gene Ontology annotation, cellular component: intracellular cyclic nucleotide activated cation channel complex; plasma membrane. The transcript is spliced from 13 exons. The record is from RefSeq and is a predicted model, not a curated record.